UUUAUUUUUGGAUUGGUUUUGCGAUCCCUAACUUUCACAAUAAAAAAUAAAAAAAAAUCAUAAUAAUUUCAGACGCAAAAAACAGUUAUAAAAUGAGUUUCUAUAAUUAUAUAUUCGGUCCGAAGUUGUACAUGGAGUACAAAGGAGUACCCGAACCUCAGCGAAAAAUGUAUGAACCCGGUGCAGUUGAAAAGUUCGGCGAACAAAUACUGUCAACGCUGUCGGUCGUUUGGUCGGUCAGCUAUUACACGUCACCGCUGAUCUUCACAUUCCUGUACAGACGCGGUUACUUUGUGGCCGACUCCAUACCGACAUUGGCCAAGUUUACAACUAGCGUCGGUUUGAUUGUCAUCAUUUCCCUGUUUAUGCGCGGCGUUGGACGGCGACAGUCCAAGGCAUAUACGAAUAUGGUUAAUGCCCUAAUGCAGGCCAAGACAAACAAAUCAUCGGAGCCACUGCGUCGCUUUGAUAUUGACUUUUCUGCCUGGCCCGUUGAUUUCGACGUGAAAGCGGCAGCUGGGGACCUCAAAAAGCCAACGAAUACAGUUGGUCGACGUGAGGGACUCAGCAUUGCCACAAUACCCUGUGAAUUUAUAGCCUAUCUGGCCAUAAACACCUUUGGUCUCUCCAUGAUUUAUCCCGGCUCCGUUAAAAUACUGCAGAAAUUCAUGAGACCGAUGCUGAUCGCAGGACGUGCUAAGCUUAUUGAGGAUGAUAAUGGCAUUCGUUACAAAGUGAAAACAAUUGAUUCAAAUGAAAUUGAUACGUUGUUCGUUGAUAAUCGCAGUGAUAAUGUUGGCAAUGGCAAGACUUUGGUCAUUUGCUCCGAAGGAAACGCUGGCUUCUACGAGGUGGGCAUCAUGGGCACUCCCAUUGCCUUAAAGUACUCGGUGUUGGGCUGGAAUCAUCCGGGAUUUGCUGGCAGCACUGGCAGCCCGCAUCCGGAGCAGGACAAAAACGCCAUCGAUGCUGUUGUUCGGUUUGCCAACAAUCAACUGGGCUUUGCCAUUGAAGAUAUCAUUUUGUAUGGCUGGAGUAUUGGCGGUUUCAGCACCUUGUGGGCGGCAUCCAUCUAUCCGGAAGUCAAGGGAGUGAUCUUGGAUGCCACCUUCGAUGAUGUGCUCUACUUGGCAACACCGAGAAUGCCUCAGAGUCUUGGCGGGAUUGUUCGCGUUGCCAUUCGUAAACAUUGUAAUCUGAACAACGCAGAACUGGCCAUGAAAUACAAUGGUCCUAUUAUGAUGAUACGACGAACUGAAGAUGAGAUUAUAGCCGAAGACAACCGCAUUGAUACGAAUCGAGGCAACUAUUUGACCAUGGGAGUGCUCCGAUAUCGUUAUCCCAAUCUAUUCACUGCGUCACAAUUGUCGCGCACCAAAGGAUUGCUAUCGAAACCAUUGGAAACAUAUAGUUAUACUGUGGCCGAGGAAAAGCUGUGCAUGUCACGCCUUAUCACUUAUGCCUCGGAUGAGGGUAAAGCAUUUCCCAUGCUGAUUGGAGCGGAUUACAAUGAUGAAGUGCGCAAUCAAAUGGCAUUGUUUUUGCUGCGCAAGCAUUUACGUGACUACAAUUCAACACAUUGCACACAGCUGCCCGGAGAAUUCUUCAACAUUCCAUGGGAUAUACCCAUUGAGCAUGGAUUCGUAUUCACUUAAGUUCUUCGCAGACACAAAUGGUAUUCGUGGUGUAUUUAUGUUUAAGAUGUUUAGUGAAUUGGUCAAGUCCAUUUGCAUUUUGACAAAAACUGCUUCUUAUUAAAUUAUUAAUUAUUUGGGCAAGCUGUUAAUCAAUACAAUAACUGGGUGUAAAAUUGUCUUAUAUACAUUAUUAUACAUAUACAAAAAUGAUGAAAAUAAAUGUCGCAAACCAA
Molecule: messenger RNA, 1870 nt
Organism: Drosophila innubila
Lineage: Eukaryota; Metazoa; Arthropoda; Insecta; Diptera; Drosophilidae
Product: phosphatidylserine lipase ABHD16A
Exons: 8
Coding region: 93-1655 (520 amino acids)
Biological process (GO): monoacylglycerol catabolic process; phosphatidylserine catabolic process
Cellular component (GO): endomembrane system
Molecular function (GO): monoacylglycerol lipase activity; glycerophospholipase activity
Source: RefSeq, a predicted model, not a curated record